Molecule: messenger RNA, 954 nt
Organism: Phaeodactylum tricornutum CCAP 1055/1
Lineage: Eukaryota; Bacillariophyta; Bacillariophyceae; Surirellales; Neidiaceae
Exons: 1
Coding region: 1-954 (317 amino acids)
Biological process (GO): biosynthetic process
Molecular function (GO): catalytic activity
Source: RefSeq, a predicted model, not a curated record
AUGACGGUGACUCGACAAUUGACCAAAACUGCGGCACGAGUCUUUGGUCAGCUCGAGGGCGGCGGUAAUCCCGUCACGAUCUUUACGUCGUCUGUAUCGUUGCAACCCGCCACGCGGGUGGCCCUCGCGCAAAGCUGUGCCUGGGAAAGUGUCGUGGUGGAUCGGACACGUCGGUCCAUGGCCUUUUACCUCCCGACGGGAGAACCGGUCGACUUUUGUGCACACGCUGCCAUGGGAGGAGUCACACAAUUAUUGGCCCCGUCCGCUGGUUCGGACGCAUCCCAAUCCGUGUCCUUUACCACGGACCACGCCGACGACACGACGCGUUAUACGGCACACCUCCACGACCACAACAUUGUAGCGCUGGACCUACGGACCGUGUACGAAGAGGCGCCCGUGCCUCAUCCACCCACCGUGCGUCGGAUUCUGCGCGAAGCCUUUGGACUGCGCGCCGGCGACUUGACGCAACCGCCGCCCCGACAAUCGGCAGACGCGAAACCACCCUACCCCACACUCCGCAACGCCAGUGUCGCGCGUCCCAAAACCCUCGUAUACGUCAAUUCUUUGGAAACUCUGCACGCCGUCAAGGUACCACCCGUCACGAAUCACCAUUUCCGUGUCGCCUGCGACGCGAUUGGUUCCACCGGUGUGUACCUGUACGCGUUCGACGCCGCGGACGACACCUGGGCCUGUCGGCAGUUCCCGCGGGCGUCCGGGUAUCCCGAAGACCCCGCCACGGGCGUUGCCGCCGCGGCUCUCGCUGUGGCGCUGCACAAGGCCGGACACGUUCGGGAUGCCUACAAGUGUACGCAAGGGACCGCCAUGGGGCAAGGGUCCGUCCUACUCGUGGAAGAUAUCCAACGCCGCAACGCCGACAACCACGUGUCGCUACGGAUCCUGGGACGAGUGGAAACCGACGAAUCCGAAGUUAUGGAGAUUGAGGAACCGGAGUAA